UCACUAAUCAGUUCAAGUCCUGACAGCACUCGUGCAAGGUGUGGAACGACAGCGGUCCCAGGAAAAUGGCGGAAACUUAUUGUGAUGCGAAUGAAUUCCUGUUGCAUGCUGCUGAGAACGGCUCAGUCGCGGGCAUUGAAAUGGCGUUGAAAGCAGGUGCAGACAUCGACUACGAUCACGUGGACAGUGAGGUCUCCAGCACUGGCACAGCGCUGUUCCUAGCUUCCAACAGGGGACAUGUAGAUGUAGUGAGGCUCCUGCUCCGCAAGGGGGCGUCUAUGGUGAAGAGAGCCAAGAGUGCAUUUGCUCCUCUUCACACAGCAGCGCACAUGGGAAACACAGAAGUGAUGGAAGUGCUGGUGCAGCAUGGUGCAACAUUAGAAAUAAAGGACGGCUUCCAGAACACACCACUCAUGACUGCUUGCAUCUACAAUCAUGUCGACACGGUUAAACGGCUGAUCGAGCUUGGAGCAAGACCUUAUGUGCCAGACGACUAUAUGGGCGAGAUGUGGGGAGACUUCAGUAGCGAGAGUUUGCAGCUGGUAGAAGAGGCGAGGAAGACCAAGCUGUUGAGAUGCUGCAACCCUAAGUGUGGCAAACCAGGCUACAGGUCAGCCCUGAAGCUGUGUGGCCGGUGUAAGCUGACCCGCUACUGCAGCCGUGACUGUCAGAUACAACACUGGACUGUCGGACACAAGAAGUGCUGUGGGCAUGACGCGUACACUAACGAGGGACCAACCCCCUUCUUCAAAUUCUUCAAGUCCAUGGCAGAUGAUCUGAUAGCACAGGCACGUGCACGUGCAAAAUAAUUGUUACUACAUGUACUUCUGAUCUUAAACACGUAAUGGCUUGUCAUCCCGAAGAACUGUUGAGCAAACGUUUCCGCAACAGUCAUAUGUAAUGUAGCAAACAAUAAGUGACAAUGUAACAUGUUGCCAAACCUGAAGCGUUUUCUAUCUAUUUCUUAUGGUUCUUGUAUCCGCUAAAUUUUGUUGUUUUGUCGUUUUUGUUUUGCUUUUAUUUUGAAGGCUAAUACUGUUUAUAAAGACAUUGUUUUAGCUUGGAUGGUUUUGAAGUGAACAAGUUGAAAUGUAACAUGGGCAGUCGGGACUCUACCAAGAAACAUUUGCAGUGACCACACACAUUUCCUUUCGUAUCCGUGGGUGCUGUGCGCAUGACGUGUACCCUGACGAGGAACCAUUACCCUUCCAAAAUAAGGUCGACGUGGCGUUAAUGGCAAAACGCAUCCUAGAACAUUUAAACCAAGAUUAAGUCUAGUAGAGUUUGUUUUACAACUUUGUACAUCCAGCAGGUCAUGUUAUCGAAGGCAUGAAACUACUUUUGUUUCUAUACCAAGAACUGUUGAGCACACGAUGCCGCUAAAGCCACAUAUCGAAGUAACAAGUUGCAUGUUAAACAAAACCUUCAUUUAGCCAUUCUUUACUACAGGUAAUGAUGUUGGAGUCUUUAACGUAGAACACGAUGUUGUGUCAAGUCAAUCAUACAGUUAAAUGGCCUUGUUUGGAUUAUCUUAGAAAUGAAAGUAAACUUCAGUGAAAGUGUCCAUCUGUACAGUCAGAUUUUAACGAAACUACCUUUGCAGUGACCACACUUCCUGUUGUUAAAUCAAUGAUGAUUGUUUGUUUGUUUUAUUUGAUUUGCAUAAGAUAUAGCCACAGAUAUGUUUUAACGUUAUGUUCUCAUUGGAUCGCAUUUCAUGCUAUAAAGGUGACUUUUCUACUGAACUGACUGUUGAGUGUUGUAGUUAGACUGUUAGAUCAAUGAUAAUAGACUGACAUAGAAUAUAGUCACAGU
Molecule: messenger RNA, 1815 nt
Organism: Branchiostoma floridae (Florida lancelet)
Lineage: Eukaryota; Metazoa; Chordata; Leptocardii; Amphioxiformes; Branchiostomatidae
Product: GA-binding protein subunit beta-1-like
Exons: 5
Coding region: 66-809 (247 amino acids)
Molecular function (GO): protein binding
Source: RefSeq, a predicted model, not a curated record